AUGGUUGUAGAAACAAAGCAGUUCUGCCGAGAGUGCAACAACAUGCUCUACCCCAAGGAGGACAAACUGGAAAAAAUGCUUUACUUGGCGUGCCGAAACUGCGAGCACUUUGAAGAGGCGAUAUCGCCGACUGUUUUUACGGCCGAGUAUAAAAAGAGUGCAGGGCGCGCUGUGAUGGGUGCGGUCGUCAAGGAAAUGGCCGAAGACCCCACUCUUAGGCGGAUAAACAAAGAGUGCACGCGGUGCAGCCAUUUAGUGCACGCGGUCUUUCAGACAAAGGACAACCGGGGAGACGAGCCCUUGUCUGUAAACUACAUCUGCUGUAGAUGCUUCAAGGCAACAAACAGCCUCGACGCAAGCAAAAAAUAG
Messenger RNA from Nematocida major, 369 nucleotides. RefSeq names its product DNA-directed RNA polymerase II subunit RPB9. Bases 1 to 369 code for a protein of 122 amino acids. Gene Ontology annotation, molecular function: DNA-directed RNA polymerase activity. The record is from RefSeq and is a predicted model, not a curated record. Gene Ontology annotation, cellular component: RNA polymerase II, core complex. The transcript has a single exon. Gene Ontology annotation, biological process: maintenance of transcriptional fidelity during transcription elongation by RNA polymerase II; transcription-coupled nucleotide-excision repair; DNA-templated transcription. Lineage: Eukaryota; Fungi; Microsporidia.